UGUACACACAACGCCUCGCUGUUACUUAUAUGUGCUUGACGGACUCUGGGCUCACAGAUAAACCUGAUAGAGAGAGAAGUGGAUGAUCUGACAACGACGGAGAGGUUAAUCGAUUACUGUGUCUCACUCACUGACAGUCAACAACUGUUUUUGGGAAAGGUGCACGGUAUCAGACGCCGACCUGACGGGACUCUGCGGUUCACCUGAGACGCACGACGACAUCGUUUGCAUGAAACUGUGGCCAGAUAAAAGCAGUGGAUGCAACUACGCUCCAUUUAUAGAAGAAAGGUGGAAGAGCGGGAGAAGCCCUGAAGAGGACCAGCUGACCAUCAGCAGUGACACCUCAGCGAAAACGUCCCCCAAACCCAGCCUGAAAAUGUCGCUCAGCACUUUCCACCUCAUGCAGACCCUCAAGAACUCCCCCGCUGCGCUGCGUCGCCGCUUUCGCCGGGACCGCACAGAGUCUCUGUCCCACGGUGACCCUCUUUUCAAGGUCCACUACUUGGGAACGGAGAAAAUCUUCUCUCUGGAUCGAGAGCAGGCCCAGGAAGCUAUUAGCCACUUGCUGGAGGGUAUUGCUAACGGGAAGAAGCUGAGCAAGGAUCACGCCCUGGUGGUGCGUCCAAGAUACGUUGAGGUCAAGGAACUGAGUACGGGUCGGCAGCUCACAAAGACAUACCUGCAGGACAUUGCGUACUGCGCUGCAGAUGCGAACCGACCCAAUGUCUUCCUGUACAUCUGCAAGCAUCAAGGACAGCAGCUGCAGUGUCGGGUGUUCUGGUGCAGCCGGGCUGAGCGGGCGCGAGAUAUGACGGCCUGUCUGGCGCACUCAUUCCAGCAGGCGCUGAGCGACUGGCAGCAGGACGGCUCGGCCACAUUGCUGCCAGGAGAAAUGAAGGGGAAACGUGGAGACGAGUCGUCAAACACUGCUGCCAACAAGAGCUCUACGCUUCCUGCCAGUCUGGGAAAAGUUCAGUGGAAGAAGAGAGGCUCUGUGUCACGCAGCCCCCUCAGGGCCAUCACCAGAAGAGGAUCUGGCUCCGACAGCUGGAACUGA
Molecule: messenger RNA, 1057 nt
Organism: Scomber scombrus (Atlantic mackerel)
Lineage: Eukaryota; Metazoa; Chordata; Actinopteri; Scombriformes; Scombridae
Product: low density lipoprotein receptor adapter protein 1
Exons: 3
Coding region: 230-1057 (275 amino acids)
Source: RefSeq, a predicted model, not a curated record